Molecule: messenger RNA, 807 nt
Organism: Dentiscutata heterogama
Lineage: Eukaryota; Fungi; Glomeromycota; Glomeromycetes; Diversisporales; Gigasporaceae
Source: the annotation of a GenBank genome assembly
AAGUCUGGGAGUACAGUGAAAGAAGAUAGUAGGCAAAUGAUUAAGCUUGAAGAAGUAGCUGUAGUAGUCCCAGAGAAGAGUAAGCGACAGGAUGAAGAUCACAGUGAAGAUAAGGGUAAAAGGGCCAAACUAAACCACGAUAGUGUGGUAAAAGCUUUGAAAACGCAUGAAGAAGUGAUAGUCGAAAAACAAGAGCUAGUACUUCCAAAAGAAAGUGUAUUUGGAGGACCAAGUACUGAGGAUGGGAAGAUGCAAGUUAAAAUGCACCAAGAUACAGUGGUUGUAAAGUCGAUGCAUGUAUUAGAAGUACCGGCUGAAUUAGAAGUUAGUAAAGAAAAUGAUAGAUCAAUGAAUAGUCAGUCAGCAGAGCAUCACACAAAUAAUAGGGUAGUCAAGUCUCAAGUUGCUGAGGUAGCAAUGAAUAAAGGUAGAAAAUGGAAGAGACAGCAAAUAGCAGAGAGGGUGUUUACGAGCAGUGCUGUGAUCAACAAAGAAAAUAGCAAUCCCAAGGUUGAAGAACCGACAACAAAGCCAAAAGGAGAACAAGCCAAAGACUUAAACGAAGAGAUUAAACUCAAGUUUCAAUUUAAAACUGGUACUUCUAAUACAUGCGUCGACUUUACAACCAUUGUAUCUUGGUGCAUUUUAACUUGCAUCUUCCCAUCCUUAGUACUUGGUCCUCCAAAUACACUUUCUUUUGGAAAUACUAGCUCUUGUUUUUCAACUACCACUUCUUCAUGCAUUUUCAAAGUUUUUGCCACAUUAUCGUGGUUUAGUUUGGCCCUUUUAUCCUUAUUUUCACUGUGA